AUGGCCAAGCGCAUCUUUGAGUCAAACACCAUCACUUUCACUGAUGAUGAGUUGCCCACAGAAGGAGCUGGACACAACAGAGCUUUGCUUCUUAUAGUGAAAUGUGAAGAGUACUAUGUAAAUAGGGUCAUGGUAGAUGGGGGAUCGGGGGUAGACAUAUGUCCUCUCUCUACACUGCAAAACUUGAAAAUUAGCCUUGACAUAAUUCGCCCCAGCAAUGUAUUUGUUCGAGCUUAUAACGGCUCAAGGCGGGAUACCAUUGGUGAAAUAAAGUUAAACAUGACAAUUGGACCGGUGGAUUUUAUGAUUGUGUUCCAAGUAAUGGACAUGGACACACCUUAUAAUUUUCUAUUGGGAAGGCCAUGGAUCCACACGGCUCGGGCAGUCCCAUCAACUCUGCAUCAAGUUGUUAAGUUUGAACACAACCAUCAGGAAAUCAUUGUGCAUGGGGAAGAUGAUUUGCCUAUUUACAGAGAUCCCUCCAUUCCAUACAUUGAGGCAAAAGAAGGAUGUGAUUCCAUUGUUUACCAAUAUUUUGAGGCCGUAUCAGUCGAUCGCUUUAGAGAAGGAGAUCCCAUUAUCCAACCAUGUCUCUCUUCUUCCUCUUCAAUGGUAGCAACGACAAUGCUUAAAUAUGGUUAUCAACCUGGUAAAGGUUUGGGACUAUGUUCACAAGGAAUUAUGGAUCCCAUUACUCUUUUAGGGAACCAAGGCACCUCUUGCCUCGGAUACAAACAAAGCAAGAGAAAUAGAGAUGAGACUAAGAACCACAAAAGGACUGAUUGGGCGUUUCCACAACCAAUUCCCCAUAUUUAUCAUUCCUUUAUCAAGCCUCAGGGUCUAGAAAUGGAAGCUUCAUUUACUCAUGAAGACAUUGAAGAAGUUAUUCAGGAUCUCAGUCAGUUGUUUUGUGAAGUAAACAUGGUCCAAGUUGGUGAAGGUACAAGUCAUGCCGAUGUGCAGCUCGUGGGCUCCAAUUUUGAGUUAAACAGUUGGGAAGCCACUCCUUUCCCCAUAAGGAAGGAGUCUUGUUCUAUAAAUGCCGGCUUUGAUAACAUGACAUGCAUGCGGAAUUCACUCCCAGAUCUCAAAGAGUUACUUAUUCUUGAAUCCCCGAGUCGAGAGGUUGAAUAUGAUGAAGAAGAGGCUUUUAGGGAAGUUAAUAGGGAAUUGGAACAGUUUGAGCACAAACCUAAGUCUAAUCUUAGUGAAACAGAGGCCAUCAAUUUGGGAAGUAAUGAGGAAGUCAAAGAAAUAAAAAUAAGUCUUCAUGUCAAGAAGGAAAUUAGGGAUGCCAUAAUACAACUUUUGUUUGAAUACAAAGAUGUGUUUGCUUGGUCCUAUGAUGACAUGCCAGGUUUGAGUGUUGAUUUAGUGGUCCAUAAGUUGACCACUCAUCCUGAUUUUUCACCCGUCCAACAAAAAAGAAGAAAAUUCAAAUCGGACGUUAGUGAAAAAAUCAAGGAAGAAAUCAUGAAACAACUAAAUGCAAAUGUGAUCCAAACCAUUCGUUACACUACUUGGUUGGCAAAUGUUGAUCUGUGCCGAAAAAGGAUGGAAAGACGAGUUUGUGUUGACUAUCGGGAUUUGAACAAAGCUAGUCCAAAAGACAAUUUUCCCUUGCCUAAUAUCCACAUUCUAGUGGAUAAUUGUGCCAGACACGAAAUUCAAUCAUUUGUGGACUGCUAUGCAGGGUAUCAUCAAAUCUUGAUGGACGAAGAGGACGCUGAGAAAACUGCUUUCUCCACUCCAUGGGGGACUUAUUGCUGUAGGGUCAUGCCAUUCAGUCUUAAAAAUGUUGGGGCAACUUACAUGAGGGCUAUGACCACCAUGUUUCAUGAUAUAAUGCAUAAAGAAAUCGAAGUAUACGUCGAUGACGUAAUCAUCAAGUCUAUAACACAAGCUGACCAUGUGCAAGAUCUGAGAAAAUUCUUCGAAAGAGUGCGAAGAUAUGAUCUCAAGCUUAAUCCAGCAAAAUGUGCAUUUGGAGUUCCAUCUGGAAAACUUCUAGGUUUUAUUGUCAGUAGAAGGGGAAUCGAAUUGGAUCCUUCCAAAAUAAAAGUCAUUCGAGAUUUGCCACCCCCAAAAAAUAAGACCGAAGUCAUUAGUCUACUUGGGAGGUUGAACUACAUUAGUAGGUUUAUUGAUCAACUCACAACCACUUGUGAGCCCAUUUUCAGACUUUUGAAAAAGGAUGCUAAUGUCCGAUGGACGGAUGAUUGUCAACAAGCUUUUGAAAAAAUCAAGGAAUAUUUGUCCAAACCUCUCGUGUUGGUCUCGCCUGAACUUGAUAGGCCUCUCUUUCUAUAUCUUUCAGUGACAGAUAAUUCCUUUGGGUGCGUUCUCGGUCAUCAUGAUUCCACAGGCAGGAAGGAGCAAGCUAUCUACUACUUGAGCAAGAAAUUCACUAGUUAUGAGGUCAAACUCGCGAAAUGGCAAAUCUUGCUCACUGAAUUUGACAUUAUAUAUGUCACUCGAACUGCAAUGAAAGCUCAAGCUCUGGGAGACCACUUGGCAGAGAAUCCAGUCAAUGGCGACUACGAACCACUGGAUACAUAUUUUCCAGAUGAAGAGAUUAACUCAGUUGAAGAAGUAAAUCUAGAUAAAAACUAG
This is a messenger RNA of Solanum stenotomum, 2613 nucleotides long. RefSeq lists its product as uncharacterized. Bases 1 to 2613 code for a protein of 870 amino acids. NCBI's taxonomy places the organism in Eukaryota, Viridiplantae, Streptophyta, Magnoliopsida, Solanales, Solanaceae. The transcript is spliced from 3 exons. Gene Ontology annotation, molecular function: nucleic acid binding. The record is from RefSeq and is a predicted model, not a curated record.